This is a messenger RNA of Alternaria novae-zelandiae, 837 nucleotides long. RefSeq lists its product as uncharacterized. The record is from RefSeq and is a predicted model, not a curated record. The coding region runs from base 1 to 837 and encodes 278 amino acids. The transcript has 2 exons. Lineage: Eukaryota; Fungi; Ascomycota; Dothideomycetes; Pleosporales; Pleosporaceae.
AUGCUGCUGUCUGAUCUACACAAGAUGAAGAGCCCGGCCAAAAGGAUACUGAUGUUUCCCAAACUGUGGCUGGUGGAAUCUGAAGACGACAAAUACGGCCCGCAAAUGUCGACUACACGGCGACUGCUGCGAACAGCGGCGAGGCGGUAUGGCGUCACUUUGAUGCCCAUGGAGCCUAUUGUGGAAGGCGCAGACGACACACUGCCCUCUUCCUACUCACUAGCAAGCCUGUACUCACUGGUAGACUACGAGCGGCUACUCUACCUGCAAGGUCCGGGAGUGCUGCUCGACGCAUCGGCUCUGGACUCGCUGCUGGCUUUCUCCAAGUCAGAGCCCAUGGCAGCGUACCCCGCCACGCCAGAACGAACCGACAUGUCGACAUCACUCCUGAUGAUACACCCGUCACAACAGAGCUACAACCAGCUGAGGACACUGCGCACGACGAAUCCGACGUCGGACCUCAACAUGUUCCGCAAGACAUUCACGGUGCCGGACUCAUUGAUCUCGGAGUGGUCGCUGUCCAUGGGCAACGUGGUCUACGAAUCGCAGAACUUGCGCAAUGUCGUGGACGACUUCAACGCGACGGCGUUCGAACAGGCGACGACGUUCGUGAGGCUGUCGGAUCCCGAAAUACCAGGACCGGAGUACGACAUUCCUUUUUCUGAACGCGCCAAGCUGCGGCCUCAGAACGCACAGGCGCAAGAGGCGUGGAGCAAGCUGUACGAGAGGUUCCGGCAACGGCGCAUGGAAGUGUGCGGCCUUGACCUGGAGACGUACCAGCCGAUCGUGGUGUCUGGUGGGGCCGAUGAAACCCAUGCGGUGGCUGAUGAGCUGUGA